Messenger RNA from Prunus persica (peach), 1846 nucleotides. RefSeq names its product serine/threonine-protein kinase SRK2I. Gene Ontology annotation, biological process: protein phosphorylation; intracellular signal transduction. The coding region runs from base 441 to 1529 and encodes 362 amino acids. Lineage: Eukaryota; Viridiplantae; Streptophyta; Magnoliopsida; Rosales; Rosaceae. Gene Ontology annotation, cellular component: nucleus. The transcript has 9 exons. Gene Ontology annotation, molecular function: ATP binding; protein serine/threonine kinase activity. The record is from RefSeq and is a predicted model, not a curated record.
GGAAAGGGAGGGAACCCAUACUGCUAAGAAAGCAACGAAAGCAACCUCCACCAAACGGCGUCGUCUUUCUCUAAGCCUACCACUGAAACACACAAAACGACGCCGCUUCUCUUGUCUCAUUCUAGUUAGAUAUCUCCAUUGGUAACAUCAUUUCCCUCUCUCCCAAGUCAUCCCCCUUCACUGUCUCGCAGAUAUCAAUCCAUCGCCGAUCGGAAAAAAAUCGCUUCACAACGCCUCAACCGAGUUCGCAACAGAGUCUUCCGACUCGCAGCGGAUCUAAUCGGACCGUGUUCACCGAUCUGCUCGCCGAGUCUUGCUCUCUCUCUAUAUUGAUUGCGAUUAACCAGAAGCUUACUUCAGACGACGCCGUAUACUCUUUCUGAUUCUUCGCUCUCUAAUGUAACCAGCUUUGGUAGGAGCAAAGUCGUACUUUUAUCAAAAUGGAUCGGGCGGCGAUGACUGUCGGGCCGGCCAUGGACAUGCCGAUCAUGCACGACAGCGACCGGUACGAUUUCGUCCGAGAUAUCGGGUCCGGAAACUUCGGGGUAGCCAGGUUGAUGAGAGACAGGCAGACCAGGGAACUCGUUGCAGUAAAGUAUAUCGAGCGCGGUAACAAGAUUGAUGAAAAUGUUCAAAGAGAAAUAAUUAAUCAUAGGUCGCUGAGGCACCCCAACAUCAUUAGAUUUAAAGAGGUCAUUCUUACGCCUACCCAUCUGGCCAUUGUGAUGGAAUACGCUUCUGGAGGAGAGAUGUUUGAACGAAUAUGCAAUGCUGGGCGCUUCAGUGAGGAUGAGGCUCGCUUCUUUUUUCAACAACUUAUAUCUGGAGUCAGUUAUUGCCAUGCAAUGCAAGUAUGUCACCGAGACUUGAAGUUGGAAAACACUUUGUUGGAUGGCAGUCCAGCUCCUCGCUUGAAAAUAUGUGAUUUUGGCUACUCAAAGUCUUCAGUGCUUCAUUCACAACCAAAAUCUACUGUUGGAACUCCUGCAUACAUUGCUCCAGAAGUAUUACUGAGGCAAGAAUAUGACGGAAAGAUUGCAGAUGUAUGGUCAUGUGGGGUAACCUUAUAUGUGAUGCUGGUGGGAUCCUAUCCUUUUGAGGAUCCUGAUGAACCAAAGGAUUUCCGGAAGACUAUACAAAGAAUACUCAGCGUCCAGUAUUCCAUUCCGGAUUCUGUUCAAAUAUCUCGCGAAUGUCUAGAACUGAUAUCGAGAAUCUUUGUCCCAGAUCCUGCUGCGAGGAUUACCAUUCCUGAGAUAAAGAACCACUCGUGGUUCUUGAAGAAUCUCCCAGCAGAUUUGAUGGACGAGAUGAAAAUCGGCAGCCAUUUUGAAGAGCCUGAUCAACCCAUGCAAAGCCUAGAUGUAAUCAUGCAAAUAAUUGCGGAGGCCACUAUACCAGCAGCUGGAACCCUUGGUCUUAGCUCUUACAUGACGGACAGCCUAGAUAUGGACGAUGAUAUGGAUGACUUGGAUUCAGAGUCUGAACUUGAUGUCGAUAGCAGUGGGGAAAUAGUGUAUGCAAUUUAGUUCCAGUAUGUGAUGUAGUCAGGUGAGAAAAGAAUUUUUACUGUUGGUGAAAAACUAGAAAAGAUAAUGUGCAAUAGAGUAUGUGAUAGAUUAGCAUAGAUAAUGAGAUAAGGGGAAGGCAUUAUGCUAUCAUCAUAUGCUCCUUGGAGUUGUCAUAUAUUUAUAACACAUAGUUGUAUAUUGUUUUGUUUUACUGUGGGGGAAUUUUAUUUUUAAUGCUAUCUAAGGGUUGUAAGUGGUGGUGGUGGACGCAUGAUAUCCACACCCUCCCUUUUUGUUGAACCUCACGUGACUUUAAUAAUUGUUCACUUUGGUCC